Molecule: messenger RNA, 2103 nt
Organism: Hypoxylon fragiforme
Lineage: Eukaryota; Fungi; Ascomycota; Sordariomycetes; Xylariales; Hypoxylaceae
Product: ARM repeat-containing protein
Exons: 2
Coding region: 1-2103 (700 amino acids)
Source: RefSeq, a predicted model, not a curated record
AUGGCUAAGUUUGACCCCGUGGGACAAGCACAGCUCAUCCUCGCGCGAUUAAUGGAAGGUGGCCAGGAAGAUGACGACACUUGCCGAGAGCUUGAUCGCCUUACUAAGCUCCUGGAUGAAGAUUUCGCCAACAAAGAUAAAAAGCAGUCGAUCUGCGAGGUGAUCGAUGAUGUAUGUGUCGACACCAUAUUCGGGUAUCUUGACAUGAGACAGCCCGACUCAGUUCGCUACCAUGCCACCUUAACUGCCUCGUCAUACCUAAAAGCAGCUACCGAUAAAGCCAAUGAUGCUCUCAAGAAAUUCUUUUUUGAUCGAGUCGAGAGGGGCACCUACGACGACUACAUCGUUGCCUUCUGUGUCGCGGCAUCCAUGUUUCCCAUUGCCCCAGAUAUCACGGCUAACAUGUUCCUCAGCGAGGGGUUCUUGCCGAGCCUGGAUCCCUUGAUGCGACGAAAGUGGAAGAGCAGAAAGGUCGAGACUGCGUGCCUGGAGAUGCUCAACACAGCCUCCAUGAACGUGCAGUGUCGUGGUGCCAUCUUGAAGUACUGCGCUGACUGGUUGGAAGAAGUCGUUGAUCAAGAUCCAGAUGAACUUGCCAAGGCAGUCUACACGGCGGAUCCCGAGGUUCAUGUUAGCGAAGGUUCUAUUGCUUUGAGAAAGCACUCCCAAUCAGUUCGCAACUUGGCCGCGGUUAUCCUAGCCAAAUUGAGAGUAGGCACCCUAAAGUUCCCGUCCGUGGCGGUGCCAUCGUCGGCGCAACAAACGACGGCAGAGGGAUUCGAAGGUAGUAGAAUUCAACCAGCGACUACCAGUAUCGAAGAUCUCUCUAAAAUGUUCGGCACGAUGUUACUCAAAGACCCAGAAACCACCAAGCGAUAUUCCGUGGAGGGAUUGGCUUACGCAACGAUACAACCUACAGUUAAAGAAGAGAUUGCGAAGAACCAGGAGCUGCUUAAGACAUUGGUGAAAAUUUUGAAUGAAGCGCCCCCGAAAUCACCCCUUACAUAUGGUGCUCUAAGUAUAUUUAUGAACCUUACACAAUAUCGACCUACCCAAACUGAAGAAGAGAAAAAGAUGACUCAACUCAAGGCAUAUGCUAACGCCGCUGGCAAACUCGCACAACCGAAUCCCUUGAAUGACGAUCAACAUGUCUCGGAACGAUGUAAAAGAGUUUUUGAGGCUGGUCUUGUACCAGUCUUAGUGACUCAUAGCCGACACGGUUCCGUUGCCUCGCUAAGUCUUAUCGUGUCCAUUAUUUCUGCUUUAUCGGCCAACACUGGCUCUCGCGGUCAACUCUCGCAACAAGGAGCCGUCAACCUUCUUAUCGCUGCGUGGACGGCCUUGCCGGAAUCCGAAACGCAAGCCAGACGCACUGCGGCUCAGGCACUCGCUCGCAUACUGAUCAGCACGAAUCCCGCUCUCGUUUUCGGUGGCACACGAGCACGACCACAGAAUUCAGCGAUCCGACCUCUCAUUUCUAUACUCCCUACCGACCCCGCAGCCGAAAUGCGAGAUCUCUUGCCGACGUUCGAGGCGUUGAUGGCCCUUACUAAUCUCGCAUCCACAGAUGAUGAUACUCGCACAACUAUUAUUCGUACUGCUUGGCCUGUGGUAGAGGAGCAGCAGUUAUCCUCUAACAACAUGGUCUCGAAAGCUGCUGUGGAGCUGAUUUGCAACUUGGUGCAGAGCAUCGAGGGCGUUGCUUUAUAUGCAGCUGACAACCCUCAAGCAGCAAAUCGACUCCAUAUUCUUCUUGCGCUGGCAGACGCCGAGGAUGAAGGAACUCGUAGUGCGGCUGGCGGCGCCUUGGCAUCUCUGACAGCAUACGACGCCAUUGUACUUGGCAUCCUCAAGCGAAAUCGUGGCGUAGAGGUGGUGCUCGGUCUGUGCAAGGAAGGGAGCGAGGAUCUCCGCCACAGAGGCGUGUUUGUGUUGUACAACAUGGUCGCUUGCGAAGGGGAAGCGGGCGAGAAGGCCCGGAAGGAAGUGCGUGAUAAGAACGGGGUCGAAAUACUGAAGGAGUGCGCGAAGCUGAGCAGGAGGUCCGAGGUUGUCGAGGUUACCGUCCAAGCCUUGAAGGUUUUGCUUGACCAGAAGGACUGA